AUGGCGUCCUUAACAGAGGAAUUGAAACUACUUUCAUUGCCUGCUCCAAGCAAAAUAAACCUUGAUAUUUUUGAGAAUGAUCCAACUAGUGCUCGAGUAAUAAGUAAAGAUGAUAUCUAUGAGGAUGAGAGCGAAAAUAAAGUAUUAAAUAAAAGUAAUUUAAGAAAGAAGGCUGCCAUAUUGUUGGCUGAUGAAGAUAAGAGAUAUGCAGGGGAGGCUAUAUCCAGGAAAGAUUUGUUGAAAUUGAGAGGAGAUGUUAGUGAAGAUGAAGAGCUAUCACAAGAUGAUGGUAGUAUAAUAUAAUAAUGUUUUCAUUGCCAUAUUUACAUGUAAUAGAGGUUGAGAUGCUAAAGGUCAGUUGUUGACCUACAAAAUAUUUGGUAUGUAACUGUCCAAAGAAGCCAGACCAGAAAAUAGAGACACACAGAAGGUCGAUUUCUUGGUUUUGCCUACAAUUUUGGUGUAACUGUCCUAGCCAGUGUGCUUAUGAGAGGCAUUGACCCCCUGAAAAUAUUCAAAAAUGGCACAUGUUCAGGGGGGUGAAGCCUCUCAUAAGCACACUAGCUAGGAACACAAAUCAUGACAUGAAGCGGUUACAUUUUUUUGGCUGAGUCGACCUUCUGUGUGUCUCUAUUCUGUGACCAGACUCUAAAGUUUUAUUGGUGCAUGGCAGUUGUGUGGAAAUGAAGGCAGAACAUUUGAGAAUGGCUGCAUUGUAUUCAUAGCUGGGCAGUCAUUUACAGUUCUAAAUUGUGUGAUGUUUCCUCACAAUACAUCAAAAACAAAAUAAAAAUACAUUAAUUCAACAAAAAGUUUGUAGGAUAUUCUUGAAAAUAUGUGGAAUACAGUCUGGCCUAGAAGGUGUACGACUGUCUAUGUUGCCUGCAUGCUGUAAUAAAACAAUAUAUAACAUUUGGAAGUUUGAAUAAUUAUGAAUUUUGUCUAUUAUCUUUUAUAAUUUAGAUGGCAGUGGAUCUCAUUCUGACUAUGAGAAACAGCAAGACUUGGAGAACAUGUUGGAUGAAAAUUAUGAAUUUAGUGAAUCUGGGAGUGAUGAAAGUGCAAGUGAAGACAGUGAUGAGGGAAUAGAAAAGGAAGAUGAUAAAGUGGAAGAAGAGGAAGGAUGGGAUGAAGUGGAAGCACAGGAUGAACAGGAAGUAGGAUGGGAUGAAAAUGAGAUAGAAGAAAAUAGUGAAAUGGAUGAAAGUGAUGUGGAAAGACAAGAAGGAUGGGAGGAAGAUGAGGAAGGAGAAGAAUAUGAGGAAGGAGAAGAAUAUGAUAAAAAAGAAAUGCAGAAGUUUUCACGUUCAGACAUAGAUGAAGUUCAGAAAGGAAAGGCGGUGGUUCAUCAAAUUGGUGAGUAAGAGUAUGGCGGUAUAGCACUAUCAUGCAGUAGACAUAUGGUGGUUAACAUGUAGAGUGAGAAAAUAAUGUUGGUUUCAUUUCCUUGCCCUUUUACGUGUCAACAGUUCUGAAGCCUGCUGCCUCAUAACGUUUACCAGACCCACAAAUACAAGAUACACAUGAACCCAAAAUGAAUAUUUACUUUUAAUACUUGAAUUUUUUCGACCAAUAGCAUUGUGGGAUAGUCUACUUGAAAAUCGGAUCAGAUUACAAAAGAUGCUGGUUGAAGUGAAUAAAUUGCCACAACAUGAUGCGUUUGAUGAUAUCAAAGAAAGAGGAGGAGGUCAGAUUAAAGAUCCAUUAAAUAAUAGUAAGUUGGUUUGUUGUUUGAACAUUUUGAUGGUCAGUGGGUCAAGAAAUGUCAGUGGGUCAUAUCACACAAAUCAUAUCACAUACACCACGCAAAAGUCGUUAUAGAUCCAGAUUAUUUCACAUUGGUGAUUUGGUGAUCAGUCUGAUCAUGACUUGAUCAUGACAGCAACAUACCACUAAACCAAGCAUUACUGUUUACUAGUACUGACAUACCAUUAAUAAUCAAUUUGCACUAAUUCAGUGUUAUCCAUUAACCCAUUGCAGGCCUUGAAUUUGAGAAACAUAAAGGCAAGGCCGGUUUGUCCUUGAAUGUUACUAAGUUUUUCAGGGCAUCAAGGCCAGUACACAGGGCAUCAAGAUUCAAGACCAGUUUGAAAAUUUUAUUCAGUUGCUAUUUUGAAGUUUCAAAUUUCGUUUGAGUUUACAGAACAGCAACAAUAUUUAAAAAAAAUGCCAAACACUAUGGAUAUUUUAAUACAUGAUUCUGGCUGACGGAAAGGUGCAUUUAAAUACUAUUUUAAAUUUAUUGCCAAUUUUACAAAUCAUACACUUGGUUUUCUAAAGCCUAAGUACUGUAGUCUGGGGUUGAGGGUAGAUAGAUAGAUAGAUAGAUAAACUUUAUUUAAACACGCUGACCCCGUCAACCGAAGCUGAUUUCCACGAGGGGUGUGCGAAAAGUAUACAGAAAAGAAUUUUAAAACUAUUUACAAAAUUGCUGGCCGUGGAUUUCAGUAUAUUUCGAGGGCAUAGUGGCCAACAGGCAGGGCAUCGACGGCCAGUGGCCGCCGCUAAAUUCGAGGCAUGCAUUGAGCCACAAUGUGCCCCAGUGCGCCCUACUUAUUUUUUUUACUUGUCUAACGCCAGAUGAUUUUACUUGUCUAACGCCAGACGAUUUUACUCGUCAGUGGGGAAGCUCUGCAGUAUGGGUUAAUAAUCAAUUUGUACUAAUUUAUCUUUUCACUUGAUUUCAUUUUAUUCCCAGUUGUCAUUUUGCUCUUCCCAAGCAAUUAUGCUUUGUUUUAAUUACAUUUAGCUCAACAGUUAUUGACAAGCCUUGUUCACAACUUGCUCAUACUGCAACAAACACUUUAUGAAAGAAACUCAGACACUGCUGGAAUACUGAAGAAAGAAAGUGAAAGUAAAACAGGUGACUCUGAUGAAGACAUACCCAGUGAUGAUGAGGAUAACGAGGCAGGAGAUAACGAGGGAGGUAACAAAAAAGACAACAAGGUGAAUGGUGAGAGAAAAGAUGAUGGUGAAGAUUCUUUGAAACUUUCAAGAAAAAGAAAACAGUCAAUGGUAAGCAAUCUUACAUCACAAAGAUUCAGGGAUGGAUCCAGCAUGAUCUGGUGGGGAGGGGGUGUUCUGCCAGCUCUCGUGCCAAGUUGUGUUGGUCGCGUGCACCGCCCGCCCAUCAACUUGCUUGACUAUUGCAAAGUCUUGCUUGACUACUGUAUUUGAAUUGUAAUUGUUGUUCACAGUUUGUUUAUCAUGUUAUUACUCAAAUUACUGUAUCUCAUUUUGCUUUAUCAUGAAAAAUAGGACCCCCCUGCACCCCCUCUGGCGGGGACUAGGGGUGCACCCUCCCCCCCCUCCCCCCAGUAAAUCCAUCCAUAGAUUAGGAUUAGAGUUGGGGUUGGGUUGAGGUUGAGUUAAGGUUUGCCUUAGGAAAACACAAAUUAUCAUUAUUUUCUUUUUCACAGCACUUGGAUGAGUACUCUGAACACAUCACUAAACGUCAUGCAGCAUUUGAACAUUUCAGAGACACGACAAUCAAGAAAUGGAAUGACAAAACUAGACUUGCUUCUGGCAAAGUCAGUAACAAGGUGAGAAAUUCAUCUUUCAUUCUUGGUGAGCUUCUCUGAUGGUGACUAGUUGAGAAAAGUUGAAAGCAUCUGAAGCAUGUUUUACUUUAUGCACAAGCAUUCCAUUUUUCUUUGCAGUCUUUUAACUCAUUUGACAGAUCAACAUUGAAUCAAAUAAAACAGGUAUAGUAUUGUAACACUCUGUUUAGUUGCUAAUACAUUGUUGUUGUUGUUGUUGUUGUUGUUGUUGUUGUUGUUGUUGUUGUUGUUGUUGUUGUUGUAACCAAAUUAAAGGCAGAACAAGAAUAUUUUGUUAUAAUUCUAAUAUCAUUAAAUAUUAUAUACUGAUUUUCAGAUCCUCAGUGACAGAGACAGGUUGAUAAAAAGGACACAGCUAAAACGGAGCUCGUAUCGAGUCUUGGGGAAAACAGAAGUUAAUGAAAACAAUAAUUCGAUGGUAAAAGCUUUAGAAAAUCUUAUCAGCUUAAUAAUAGUGUAAACUUGAUACAUUGUUCCAAUAGACCUUUUCCCUUAUGAGUGAAAUUUUGAUCUAGAUAUGCCUGGACAAAAAUUUCAUCACAGCUUGAAAGAGCAACACAAAAUUAGUAAUAUUCCGAAGUUGGAUCAUCUGAUUAUCAAUUUCCCAUUUGUAAUACAAUAUGACUGAAAAACGGCAAACUUCGCCAGGCUAUAUUAUCCGCAUUUUACAACAUUUCGCAACGAAACUUCGGAAUAUUACUAAUUUUGUGAUGCUCUUUCAAGCUGUGAUGAAAUUUUUGUCCAGACUUGUCUAGAUCAAAAUUUCACUCAAAAGGGGAAAGGUCUAUUGACAUUAUAAACCACUGUUUAUCUCCAGGAACAACGCGAUGUUCAUUUAAAAGACUAUGAUGCUGAAAUAUUUGAUGAUGAUGAUUUUUACCAUCAGGUAUUCAUCUGUUUUUUCUCCUAGUUCUACAGCUUCUUCGUAGUUGUAAAGAUAAAGAAGGCUAAAUUUUUAUUUGCUCAUUUGAUUUAAGUCACGAGCUAAAACUCGGUUUUGUCUACUACAGCUUUUGAGAGAAUUUAUUGAAAGAAAAUCAAAUGUAGAUCCUAGUGAUCCGAUCGCUAUGGGAAGGUAAAUAUAUGCAUUCAGCUUGUACUUAAUUCAAUAAAAUGUUUUAUUAGACCAGGGAUAUAGUUAAAAAAUAUCUGUUUUUGCCGAAUAAUUUACUGGUUUUUUUUACAGUAAGUAUACUGUAAUUGCGUAAGUAUACUGCAAUUGCAAAUCACAGUGCAAUAAGACCGUGUUUGAAAAGAAAUGAAGUUAAUCUGUUACAGCCUUUUUACGAUCCGAUAUAUUAAUAAAGACUUAAGACAGUUAAAAACAGUCUCUGUGAAAUUACAGUACAUUCUCUGGCGUCCCAGUUGCCAGUACUUUUUACUGUAAAAUUAAUUACAGUUUUUUUUUUAAAAGUGUAUAGUUAAAAAAGUAUUUUUUUAUGAUCCAUGGUCAGACUAAAGGAAAUGUUUAUCUGCACUUUUCCCAUUUUUUUGCACUUGCAGGCAGUGGCUUGAGAUCCAGCGGUUAAGGAAUAAAGUGAAAAGAAAAGUUGAUACAAAAGCCAGUAAAGGAAGGCGGUUGAGGUAUUUUAAAACGCUCUGAAGUGGUGUCAAAUUACUAUAAUAGACGAGUGUAUGAUGAUAUCUCAAACGAAUCAGUAUUGAAACGCGCAAGUUGCGCACAUUUGGCCGCGCAAAUUUUAGGUGCGAUUUUCUUCUGAUGGGAUGUGAACGAGUGGAAGAAGAAAAUGUUAGUAGAAAUCGCAGCACAAAUGGACCAUUUGCAUUAUAGACUAAAUUUUGAUCUAAACAAGUCUAGACAAAAAUUUCAUCACAGCUUGAAAGAGCAUCACAAAAUUAGUAAUAUUCCAAAGUUUCGUUGCGAAAUGUUGUAAAAUGCGGAUAAUAUAGCCAUGCGAAGUUUGCCGUUUUUCAGUCAUUUUGCAUUACGCGGGGGAAAUUGACAGCCCAAUACCCUUCGGGGCUGUCAAUUCCCCGUUUGUAAUACAAAAUGACUGAAAAAUGGCAAACUUCGCCAGGCUAUAUUAUCCGCAUUUUACAACAUUUCGCAACGAAACUUUGGAAUAUUACUAAUUUUGUGAUGCUCUUUCAAGCUGUGAUGAAAUUUUUGUCUAGACUUGUUUAGAUCAAAAUUUAGUCUAUAAUGCAAAUGGUCCAUUGCAAGUGUAAACGGGCCUUUAAAUAUAGAAUGUUUAUUACCGCCGUAUGAAGACGAACGGUGCUGGUUUCCUUUGUGUUUUGCUCAUGAAUUAUUACGAAACCUUUCUUCUAGAUAUGAUGUUCACUCGAAAUUGGUCAGUUUCAUGGCACCACAAAACAGAGGAACAAUGGCGGAUUCAUCGAGGUUUGUCGAAAUUUACAAGCAAUGUCAGUAUGUCACAACUUUCGUAUUAGCAAACCUAACUGAAACACAUUCUUAACCCUUUAUACCCAAAUACUAAUCUCUCCAACGCGGGAUAAUAUGGAAAAUCACUCUUUAGUUUCAUUGUAUGCUCCGUAUUUUUAUAAUUUUAUUUAGAAACGAACUGUUCAGCUCUUUGUUUGGUAAGCGACAACCACAAGAAACUGCUGAUAUCAGUUUAUUCAGAUGACAAGAACUGCCUCACCAAUGGAACAGAAAUUAUUUUAACUGAAUAAAAGAAGUAGUAUUAAGGAUUAAAACUGUACUGUACAGCGGGCAUCUAAAAUAAAUAAUUUUUUACUCACCAAGUUGUUUUCAAGGAAUUGUUCAAAGUUGUUGGAAUCAUAUUAAGCCUGCAGGGUUCACAUAUGCCUGCGGCAUGCCUGCGACUGUAUCAUUAUGCCUCUACUUGCCGCCGAAAUACCGGCAAAGUUGAACUCAAGUCAACUUUCCCGGCCUACCGCCGAUGUAACUGUGGCACUGGAGGCAAUCGGUGACCAAAUAUUCACAUAAUUCACGUUUUAAGCUACCACCGGCAUCGUCGCCCGUACGUUCUACCCGUACGUCGCAGGCACGUCGCAGGCAUAUAUGUGAACCAGGCUUUAGCCUAAUCACCUAUCUCUAACCACUAUAUUAUGACACAAUAUGACACAUGAUCAGUCUGUUAGUGCUAAAGCCAGCAAACAGUUCAGUAUAUUAUUUAGCUCAGUGUUAAUAGUUCCGAGGUACACAAAUCGUAGUUAAGGUAUUUAUUCCGUACGGAGAAAAUACCCUUCCUUUUGGCGCGAAAAGUUUGAAAAACAAAUAUGGCGUGUUGAAAUUAUGAGUUCUUGAAAAAAUAUCCCUGAAAAAACGAAGUUUUAUGUGUAUAAAAAUACAGAAAUGAAAUCUCAUGUUAUAAUUUUCAACGUUUUCUUGCAUUUUUGCAUAAUUUCCUGUGGAAUUUCGAUUGAAUUUGACAACUUUUAUGUAGAGGUAAGAUAGAUUUCAUUUUCACACAUCUUGUCUUCUUAAUAUAAAACUUGUUUCCUGCUUAAUUUUUGUAUAGAAAUCCGGACAUUCAAAGGUGAAACCAGGCGAAAUUGCAGUUGUAUUUUGUAAGUUCUUGCUUAAUUCACAAUUUUGUUUGUUAUUGAAACUCAAAAAAAUAUUUUUUUACAGAUAUGACGGUUGCUAAUUCUGGCAUAAGUUCAAAAAAGAUUUAUUCCAAAAACACAAAAUGUUGUUGGGUCCAUCCUGGAAGUGGCUCAAAAUACGACUGCGAGGCAUGUUUGUCUUUAUUUUCUCUCUGUUUUUCAGACGUCUUCGCCACAAGCUUCAGUUUGACAUUCUUGUUUUUUUACUAG
Molecule: messenger RNA, 7328 nt
Organism: Paramuricea clavata
Lineage: Eukaryota; Metazoa; Cnidaria; Anthozoa; Malacalcyonacea; Plexauridae
Source: the annotation of a GenBank genome assembly